Messenger RNA from Rhopalosiphum maidis (corn leaf aphid), 393 nucleotides. RefSeq lists its product as uncharacterized. Gene Ontology annotation, molecular function: sequence-specific DNA binding. The record is from RefSeq and is a predicted model, not a curated record. NCBI's taxonomy places the organism in Eukaryota, Metazoa, Arthropoda, Insecta, Hemiptera, Aphididae. Bases 1 to 393 code for a protein of 130 amino acids. The transcript is spliced from 4 exons.
AUGGCCGCGAUUUGUUCAAUUCCAAAUUGCGAAAAGAAGUCUCCAGAAGUAAAGUUAUUCAAGAUCCCUACAUCUCAAUAUUUAAGGAGAGCGUGGUUGCUGUCGAUAAAACAAUAUCAUCCUAAUUAUUGCAUGUUGGAAAACAAAUUUGAACGAUAUGUAUGCAGUGAACACUUCAAAGACCAAGACUUUAUACUUCCAAAAAAGGAAUUUUUAAAAAACUCCGCAAUUCCAACGAUUUUUAUGGGCGGAAGUUACAUUUAUGUUGACAUUUAUGGUUUAUUUUGUCCAUCAACUAAUGCAUCCGAACCAGACAUGAUUGCAAUAGAUGAUAAUAAUAAUAGCAAUACACCAUCGCAGCAAACAAGGAAAAGAAGUCGUCAUGACGAUUGA